Messenger RNA from Closterium sp. Naga37s-1, 1419 nucleotides. The record is from the annotation of a GenBank genome assembly. Lineage: Eukaryota; Viridiplantae; Streptophyta; Zygnematophyceae; Desmidiales; Closteriaceae.
AUGGCUCUUUCAAGUAUGUCUGAAGGGGAGGGGAGUGGUGAACGGGGUGGCAUGGAGAGAGGAGUGCGGGUGUUGAUUGGGGUGGUAUGGGAAGAGGAGUGGCUUAUGGAAAUGAGUUCUUUCUCCUCUCCUUCUACUAUGUUCCUCCCUCAUCUUACAGACUACCAAAGAAUAGACGGUGAGGAGCACUUGAAUGCUCUACUUCAAGCCUGCCCCAUCCCGCCGAAGGUAUACGAGGACUUUGCUGCGGAUGACUUUGAGGAAGUCCGGAUCAAUUUCGAGGAGAUCCAGGCGGCCUUUUUUAGAUUGCAACAGCAGGUGGAGCUGCGGCUGCUCGAGCUGGGAGGUGCGAUGAUUCAGCGGAACGCGCAGAGCGAGGGGGGGCUGCCAUCAGGUGAAGUGCGCCUUUCCCUCAACGGCCCUGUCAUUUUCUCAUACCUCAGCGCCACUGCUGCUGCUGCUUCAGCUUUGUCACGUCACUCCCACAAGGGCGUGCACGGAGGAUCUGCAGGCGGAGAUGCUUUCUCUCCCCUCAUGCUGUUCCCCACUACAUACACGGUGGAGAUGGAUCAUGAAAGCGAGGGUGCUGUCCUCCUUUUCCAUGCCAUUCACCUCGUGUACGUCCCUCCAUGCCCCUCUCUCCUCCCACCAGGCGUACACGGAGAGCAUGGAGGCGGGGGCGGGGAACAUUCAGCUGCACAUACAGCUACUGCUGCUGCUGUAGCCCACGAGGGGCAUGACGAGGGGGAUGGCACCUUCGUCAACAGCAGCUCCACGUCCGAUUCGAAUUAUUUUUUGACAGAGCUAGACGAGCAGAAGAAGCAAGUAGAGGCGAAUAUGGCGGACGACAAGACACUAAAGAAGCUGAUAGAUGCUGACCGAGAUUUUAAGGAAAAGGGAGGCGACAGGACCAAGAAGUUGAAUAAGCUGCUCAGAGCCAACUUCGACGAGAGAUUUGCACUCGCCAAUCGGGCGGAUUUUGCUGAACGCGCAUUUCUAGGAGUCUGCGAGGAACAUUACAAGGUUCAAGCGAGGGUUGUUGAGUUGGAACGUCAGGUUGAGGAGCAGCGAUAUGCGGCUGAGAAGAAUGAGAGACUGUUGUCUGAGCUGGCGGGGUCGCGGGGGUUGUUGGCAGAGGAGCUCAAGCGCACGGUUGAGCGGUUGAGCAAGGAGGCGGAGAGAGAUGCAGAACUGCUGAAGAGGGCCGCUCACCUGCAUGAGAGGGAUUCUGAGGUGGAGCAGUUGAAAGCUCGGCUGGCCGAGCUGAGUGCUCAGCAAGCUGAGAGAGAUGAUGAGGUGGAGCAGAUGCGCUCUCAGCUGGCUCAGAUGAGAGCUGAGAUGGAGGAGAAGGACGCCCGACUGAAGGCAGUGGCCGAGGAACAGGAUCGCUUUAAAGAGGUUGACCUGCAUGAGCCGUGA